AUGGCGGCCCUCUCGUGCGCCGUCUGCCCUGCGGAGCAGUGCAAGAUGCGCGAUGCGACGACAGUACGCCUAAUGGUUAGGGACCAUUUCUGCUUCAAGCCUGAGCGAUGCGCUCUGUGGGCAGCGAUUGACGAGUUCAAUGCAGCCUUUGAUGACGUCACCAUCGUGGCUUCGGAGGAAGGGAAGGGCUCGGAUAUUGAGUGGGAGAACACCGUGGCCGCCGACGUCGGGACCGCCACGGUCACAGGGAAGGGAAGAUUUGACGUCGUCACCAUAAAGGAGACCUUCAUUCCCGAUCUGGUUGAGGAGGCUGGGAACGGCGGCCUCGCGCCACUCUCACAACUCGACACGGAUGAGUGGUACGCCGACACCUACUUUGAGGUGCGCGAGAAGCUGCUCAGCUACGAAGGGAAAACCUUUGCCGUUCCCCUCGACGCCGACUUUGCGUCCAUGCACGUCCUCGACUCGGCCAUUGCGCUCGGGGAGAGCCCGCCCGAGACGUGGGGCGAUUUCGUGGAGCUGGCGGUCAAGUACCAUGGCGGAGACCUGAACAGCGACGGGCAACCGGAUACGGGCUUCUGCUACACCAACAGCGGAGAUAUGUGGAACUUUAUCAAGCAUCACAUGCUCGCCAGCAUGACACAGACGAGAGGCACGGCUCAGGGCUAUAUGUUCGACACCGAUUCCAUGGAGCCAACCUUUGCGCCGGCUGGACGAGCAGUUGAUGUUGCGAGAGAGCGCGGCGUCUUCGCCAAGAUCGCGGCGAUGGUCAACGCGCUGGGCGAGGUCAAGCAGGCCUACAUGAAUGUGGCGGAGGCCAAGGGCAACUGCAUCCUCUUCCUCGGGCACACGGCCAAGCUCAUGUACUACGACAAGGCGCACCCUGCAACUACGCUGCCCGUCCCCGGAUCGGACCUCGUCCUGCUUCGUGGCAGCACCACCCUCAAGGAGUGCAAUGCGACCUCAUGCCCGUACGCCAGAAGGGCGAGCGAUGGCCGCUUGAUCAAUCGGGCGCCCUUUGUCGAGGCGCACUUCAACCUGGCGCUCUCCAAUCUCGCAUCUCCGGACGCGGCGGCCGGCGCCAUGCGUUUCUUCCGGUUCGUGCAGGCCCGCCGGCUCAACGUCAUGCUGGAAAGCUACUGCUUCGACCCGUGGAGCUCGAGCCAGCUCGACGACAGCGCCUGGCCGUCCUACCUCGCCCGCUUCCCUGACGCAAACAAGACGGUGUUCGAGGCGAAGCGGUCCCGCACAGAGGAGGUCCUGGGCAGCGACAACCACAACGCCGUGUUGCCCCUCCGCAUAAACGGGGCUACCGAGUACGAGGAGGAGUUCGAACGAGCACUCGACGUGGCUGCUGCCGCCGUUGGCGACGGCAACGAUAGCGCCGUCGAGGAUUCACUGCUGCAGCUGAUUGAGAGCUUCAAGGCGACGACGGACAAGUUCAACCGUCGGUUCUCGAGCCCUGACUGGCAGAUCAACAUCUACCGUAAGAGCCUCGGCCUCGCGCCCGUGGCGCCAGACAAGGGCAGCGCCAGGAGGACAGCCGUGAUAGUCGCAUCAGUCAUCGGCGGGCUGAUGGGGCUGCUGCUCCUGCUGCUCGUGGCGUGGGCGGCGCGCAAGAAGGUGCGCCAGAUCCGGCGCGACCGGAGGGCGCGGGAGGAGGCGUGCGAGCGGGUCAUCAAGGAGGCCGUCGCAAGCCUGGACCGGCUCGACUACCCUUUCGUGCUCGUGCCAGCCUCCGAGUUUCUCGCCGCCGGCACCAUGAUGCCUCACGAGUCGCUGCGUGAUGAGGGCAAGGUGCUCGUGCUGGACUCGGUGGAGGCGGUGCAGGCGUCGCGGAAGGAGCACCCGAUUGUCUUCUUCUCGCACCAGUGGACCUCCUUCUCGAGCCCGGACCCCGACGGCACGCAGUACCGCGAGAUGGUGACGGCCCUCCGCCAGGUCGUCGCCCUCAAAGGGUGGGAGAUGGAGAGGGUUCGAGUCUGGCUUGACUACAGCAGCAUCCCGCAGCGGCACCCCGGCAUCCAAGACCUGGCCAUCCGCACACUCUCCUGGUACGCGUCCCAAGCCUCGGCCUUCAUCGUCGUCGCGCCGAGCUGCCGCCACGCAGACCUCGGCACCCGUUGCGACGCAUCGUCGUACCAGCGCCGCAUGUGGUGCCGCGCCGAGCAGCUUUGCUACUCGCUGCGCAAAGGCACCGGCAACAUGUUCCUCGCGGCGGACGGCACGGUGGCCCCCGUUGAGGCGAGCUUCUUCGCCGAGGCGCUGCACGUCUUUGAGGGCGAGCUGACUUGCUGCAGGCUCGGCCACGCGGGCCGCCCCUUUUGCGACAGGCAGAGCCUCGUCGCGCCCAUCCUCGGCCUCUACGGCGCCGUCUGCGCCAAGUGCGAGACGUGCGCGGAGGGCGAUCCGCUCGGCGAACUUAGCAGCCACGGCAACAACGGCAGCGGCGGCGGCGGCGGCGGCGAAGACGGCCGCGGUGACGGUGGUGGCGACGGCGGGGAGCGCGGAAGCGGCGGCGACGGCGACAAGGGCGGCGCGCCCGGCGCGUCCGCUUCGGUGCAAACCUUCCUGCAGGAGAUCGAGGCGAACCGCGACCAGAUCUUCCCGCCCACCUUUGAGCGCGUCUCCGCCGGGCCGGACGGGGGCAGGGUCGUCGAGACCGUCGAGCUCUUCGGAGACCUCGUGCCACGCAUGAAGGCGCACGCAAAGCAGGGCCUGCUGCGGCACGACCUCGCCGCAGACGAGGAGACCACCCUCGGCAUCCGCUUCACCAUCGAGCACGGGAGCAUCGAGCGGCGCAGUAGCCGCUCGCCGAAAGGCGACACGCCGAGCGGCCGCAAGCAGGCUAGCAAACAGGGCUCCAUCGGCCUCCGGCGGGCCUCUGGCUCUGCCCUCGCGCCACCCCCCUCCGUGCGCUGUAACCCCAGGGAACCGUAG
This is a messenger RNA of Emiliania huxleyi CCMP1516, 2940 nucleotides long. RefSeq lists its product as hypothetical. Lineage: Eukaryota; Haptophyta; Isochrysidales; Noelaerhabdaceae. Bases 1 to 2940 code for a protein of 979 amino acids. The transcript is spliced from 2 exons. The record is from RefSeq and is a predicted model, not a curated record.